This is a messenger RNA of Meyerozyma guilliermondii ATCC 6260, 1971 nucleotides long. RefSeq names its product coiled-coil domain-containing protein. Gene Ontology annotation, biological process: attachment of mitotic spindle microtubules to kinetochore; mitotic spindle assembly checkpoint signaling. The transcript has a single exon. NCBI's taxonomy places the organism in Eukaryota, Fungi, Ascomycota, Pichiomycetes, Serinales, Debaryomycetaceae. The record is from RefSeq and is a predicted model, not a curated record. The coding region runs from base 1 to 1971 and encodes 656 amino acids. Gene Ontology annotation, cellular component: kinetochore; nuclear envelope; mitotic spindle.
AUGUCCUCUUCGGGGUCCUCGCCGUUCGUGGAACACCCCCGACUACUGCUAGAUACCACAUCGGACCACAGCUUGCGCCAAAAAGUGUCGCAAUUGGAAUUCCAGCUCACUUCGCUUCGCACUGAAAAGAAGCUCUAUCACCAAGAAAAGGAACUGCUCGUGUCCAAGUGUGAGGAGCUCAUCACCCAGAAGAACCUGGAACUCAGCACGUUGCAGAGCGACUUUGACUUUUUGUAUAAGCAGCGAGAACAACUCCAGUCCAAGUACGACAAUGCUCAGUCCAUCCAACAGACCCAUUUUGACGAAUUAAAAACACAACUAAAAGACGCCAAAAUCGAGCGAAACGACUUGGUGGAGCGCAAUUCGGCGCUAGAAAGCAAAUACAACAACAUUCGUAGGCUUUACGAGCAAUUGCGGGCUGAUUCCAAGUACCAUGAAGAGGUAGCCGAGCAGCUACAAGACAAAAUAGACGACUUGGAGGAGGGAAACAAGAGCCUCCGCAAGACAAAUGACCAUUUGAUGGAUAAACUCAACUUGAUAGGCAGCCAAAUGUCUUCUGGAACCGCUUCGGAAAUUCUCCAGCAGAAACUAUUCCAAUUGCAGCGGACCACCACCGACCAGCAGCAGAAAAUUAAUGAGCUUCUCAAGCAAAAAGAGUCCGCAGACUUGCUCCGCGAAAAGAACAUUUCCUUGACCAAAAAAGUAGCCAUGUUGGAGCCAUAUGAGGAGAAGUACUGCCAGCUUGAAGUGGACCACUUGGAGUUGAAAGCCAGAUUCGACGCUUAUUUCGAUAUUAUCGACUCCCAUACAAUCAAAGGCAACGGCACAUCAACUGAAGAUCGCAUAUACAGCUUCAUGGACAACUACAAGAAUCUCCAAAACACCAACUUGGUUCUUCAGUCCAAAUUUGAUGAGUGCCAGAUACACCUAACCGACACACAAUCACAGCUUGCUGAACAUAUGGCUACCAAUGGAGAAUUGCAGCAGAAGAUUCGGACGCUUCAGGAGGUGGUCGACUCGCGCCAGCAAUUGAUAGAGAAGUUGGAACGUCAAAAACUACUUAACGUGAAAGAGAUCAAUUUUUUGAGAGACCUGCUCAAGCAACAAGAUACGCUUAUAGCUCAAAAGAAAACUGCCGAUGCUCCAGCAGAUGUCAAUGGGUCGCAUGUGCAGAACCUUCAAAAGCUUCUUGAUGAUUGCCGGGCCGAGAUAAACAACUUGCAAGCUAGAGCAAAGCAACCCACUCCAAAUUUUGAAGCCGGAAACAAACGUCCAGCGUAUGAGUCUCCCCUCAGAACGAGCAUAACCUCUUUGGAAGGAGAAAAUGUCCGCUUGCGAGCGAAAGUUAAAACUCUAGAAGAAGAAGUAGAAAGCGUUCAGGCCAGACUCAAGGAAUACCAGCAACUAAAGGACAAGAGAGAGCUGUUGCACACCCUACAGUUGCGUCUCAAUCCUGCUUCUCAAGACCAGAUAGUCAAGCAGGCAAUGCUUGAUGCACUUAGGCAUGAGAAUGAGAACCUUAUGAAAAAAUAUGUGGAAAAUGAAGAGGUGAAAAGUAUCCCACGAGCGGUAUUUGAGAGACAAGAAUGCGACAAGCAGCAGUUGAAAACCGAAAUCGAGUCUUUGUCAAAGCGUAAUAAUCGACUCAAGUCAAUCUACUCGCAAAAGAGCCGCGAUGUUCUUUCGGUAAUCUCAAAGUACUUUGGCUACAACAUCGAAUUUAUUGCAAACCCCAUUAACCCCAAUGAUAUGUUAUCGAGGAUGAAGCUUGUAUCAAGAUACAAACCUUCCGACGAACCCAAAAACGACUAUUUAUUGUUGGACACGGGAACGAAAUCUUUGAAAGCUUAUGGAAGCUACGAGUUCAAAUCAAAGUGUGAAACCUUAGUGACUCAAUGGGUAACAGAACAAGAUGAGAUUCCGUGUUUCUUGAGUGCGUUGACAUUGAGCAUGCAAAACAGGAAUGCCUAA